This is a messenger RNA of Panicum hallii, 399 nucleotides long. RefSeq names its product protein RALF-like 19. NCBI's taxonomy places the organism in Eukaryota, Viridiplantae, Streptophyta, Magnoliopsida, Poales, Poaceae. The transcript has a single exon. The coding region runs from base 1 to 399 and encodes 132 amino acids. The record is from RefSeq and is a predicted model, not a curated record.
AUGGCUCGACUCGACACCGCAUCCCUCGUGGCCCUGGCGGCCUUCUUCGUGCUCUGUUGCGCGGCGUCCUCGGCGGCGGCGCAGGCCUCCAUGACGGCAGACCUCGGGGCGAUGCAGGCGUCGCCGUCGUGCGACCGGGCGCUGGGGCAGUGCGCGGUGGGGAGCGACGAGGAGGACGAGUACGCGGAGCUGGGCGGCGGCGAGGCGUCCCUGCGGCGGGCCAUGGCGCAGCGGCAGCCGACCAACCGGUACAUCAGCUACGCGGCGCUGCGCGCGGACCAGGUGCCCUGCAACCAGCGCGGCCGCUCCUACUACAGCAACUGCGCGUCGCAGCAGCCCGCCAACCCCUACCGCCGGGGGUGCUCCGCCAUCACCCGCUGCGCGCGCAACACCAACUGA